Coregonus sp. 'balchen' is the source of this 36091-nucleotide messenger RNA. Lineage: Eukaryota; Metazoa; Chordata; Actinopteri; Salmoniformes; Salmonidae. The record is from the annotation of a GenBank genome assembly.
AUGGAGGUUCAGGUCCAGAGUCGGCCACUGCCCCCCACCAUCCCGGAGAAUGGGGAGGCCCAGGACCAUGAACCACACCCUGUGGAGUUCAACGGUCAUCGUUAUGCCAAUGGUGGGGAGGCAGAGCUGCCCGUCUCCAAGUCUCAGAGGAGACGCAGCGAUGUCAAAGUCUAUAAGGAGUUCUGUGACUUCUACGCACGCUUGUAAGUCCGGGAACCAUGAUACACACACACUGGGGAGGAGGUGUGUGUAACAGGAUUUAGUGGAUCGUUGGUGUGGAUCUCUGAAAUCACCUGUGUGAUCCAGUGCUGGCAUUAAAUAUCUGUAUAACUUCUGAGUAGUAUACAUUAUUUUGUGGAUUAAACCCACUCAGUUGAUUAAGGGUUUAGAGUUAUCACAAUUGACUGUGGUUGACCUUUGUUUGUAUUGCUUGCUGUUUGGGAUUUUAGGCUGGGUUUCUGUAUAUAUACGUUUGAUUGAUUGAUAAAUGCUUAUUGGAAAUGUUAAGAAUGUGAUUAAUUCUGGUGUUAGGAACAGUUUGAUGAUUGGGAACAAUUCUGGUAUUAGGAACAGUUUGAUGAUUAGGAACAGUUUGAUGAUCUGAACUCUAUAGUGUUAUUUGACAUGAACAGACUAUUGGCUGGUUUUGUGCUACAGUGCAUGGUGCCAUGGUGUGGUAGUAGACAGUGGCUCAGAGACCCUGGGCUAUUUUAGUGUGGGGGGAGUUUGUUAUGCAAAGUGAAAUAUGCUGACAGGCAUGAGAACUCUGUGACAGGAAGGGAUCUAGGAGAUGAGGGCAGGCUAAAUAUAUGUGAGCUUUAUGUUGUGCCCCUGUGAAUAAAUAGUGAGAAUGGGUGUUACUCAUAUUUUGGGGGCCAUUGGGGGUAAUGUUAUUAGCUUUAUAAGUAUAAUCACUGAAAAUAUGUCACACUUGAAGUCUCCAGUCUCAAUGAAAAUGUAUGGAAUGCUAAUCAUUAGCAAGACUAGAAGGAGAGUCACACAGUUUGAGGCUUUGACUUAUUCAGGGAGGUUAAGUCCGAUCCUUAGAUGCCUCAGGUACUCUAGCACAGACCAUACAGUUUCUUUCAACCCUUGGGACAGAACUAAUACUCCAGUAGGUAAAUAAAGCAGAAGCUCUGACUUCUGUCAGUCUCUCAGAUGUGUGAUGACAACCUGGUCCUUUUAUAGACAUGAGCACUAGAGACAACACGGGAGGGUCAGAAGUUCAAAACCCUGUGCAACGUUAUGAUACAUCUGUCUCUCCCUCCCUAUCUCUUUUCCUGUGACACAAACUCACUAAGUUAGUAUCAUGAACAGUGUUUGUGUAGCUACUCUGAAAAAAUAGUUGACCAAGCUACCAAUUACUUCACACUGAAAGAAGUUAAGCUACACUAAAGCUACCCUUAACAAAAAAUAUAGUUGAAUUAACUAAAGCUACUUUGAAAAGGAAGUUCACUACAUCCAAACUACUUUGUGAAAAAGUAUCAUAUCUAAAUCUGAAAUGUCAUAGGCUACAAAUUGCAAGAACAGAUCACUCUAGAGUCAGCUGUUAACAGAAUGUAUAAUUUAGCCAAUUAAACACAAAAACUAUGUUUCAAGAAAGGAAGUUCUUGCCUACUUCACCCAUAUUUUAUUAACAAUUUUGCUAAAAAAGUAGUGUGUAGUUCCAGUAGUUAGCUACACCGCUACAUGGCAAAGAAAGUAAUAAACUACUGAAAAUACUACCAAGAUUUGAAUUUAGUUCAAUUACCACCAAGCUACUACUUCAAUAUGUAUUUAAAUUACUACUUGAACUACAUGUAUUUAACUACUCCACAACACUGAUCAUGAAGUAUUUACCAACCAGCUCAGCACAUCCUUAAUAGUCUUUCUGUCUUCCUGUCUCUGGGGGAAAAUGCUUGAGGCUUUUACAUUUUUUGUCAUUUAGCAGACACUCUUAUCCAGAGCGACUUACAGUUAGUGAAUACAUUUUUAUUUUUUUUAUACUGGCCCCCCAUGGGAAACGAACCCACAACCCUGGCGUUGCAAACGCCAUGCUCUAUCAACUGAGCUACAUCCCUGCCGGCCAUUCCCUCCCCUACCCUGGGCCAAUUGUGCGCCGCCCAUGAGUCUCCCGGUCGCGGCCGGCUGCGACAGAGCCUGGAUUCGAACCAGGAUCUCUAGUGGCACAGUUAGCACUGCGAUGCAGUGCCUUAGACCACUGCGCCACUCAGGAGUUUAGUGUCACUUCUGUCACUUCCUACCAGCAGGGCCAGAACAGGGCUUCUGAGUCCUUCCUUUUGUCUGAUGUCACGCCAGGGUCCUGACAAUAUGGCCUCCAUAUGUACAUAUAUUACAUCAGACAGUGUGAUGAUAGCUGUAGAAUAGCUUGAUGGAACCUCUGCAUUGAUUUCACAUCUUGUGCCAAUACGUUCUGUGUGCUCUGGAAUGUAGUGAGGUACUGUAGUGUUGAUCCUGCUGUAGGAUGUACGGCUACUAGGCUGUAUGAUGAGAGAGGGAGGAAGAUAGACACAAGAUGGACAGAAGAAUAGGAGAAAACGGUGAGGUGUCUAUCUGAGGGGGAGAGCAGUGGUGUGUGUGUGUGUGUGUGUGUGUGUGUGUGUGUGUGUGUGUGUGUGUGUGUGUGUGUGUGUGUGUGUGUGUGUGUGUGAGCAUGAGCGUGUGUGUGUGAGCAUGAGCGUGUGUGUGUGAGCAUGUGUGUGUGUGUGUGUGUGUGUGUGUGAGCAUGUGCGUGUGUGUGUGUCUCCUGGGCACCAUUGGAAUUCUGACCUUUUAAACAAAGCAGCCUGCUUCCUUCCCUCCCUCCUCCACCUCCUCCCUCUUUUUCUCUCUCUUCAUUACAUCAGGUCUGACUAAUAAACAACACACUGUUUGGAGAGACCGCUCCCUGACUGUCUUUGAAAGAACAUUGGUAUCCAUUGACAUGAACGUGGGCUUGAGUUUGUGUGGGACUGGGAGUAGCAGCCCGCCCUGUAGCUCUGAGAUUGGAGAGCGAGAUGCCCUUAUUUGAACUCAUUUUCUAUUUUCUCCUCCCUACACACACAUACUGUACACACAGAGUGUCUCUCACAUACCCUUCACUAUGGCUGCAAGUUCUCAUUUAAACAGUUCAUUUAAACAAUAUUGGCUCCUUUGGGACACACACACACAGGCUAGAGCUGCCGCUUUCAAGGUGCGGGACACUAAUCCGGACGCUUAUAAGAAAUCCCGCUAUGCCCUCAGACGAACCAUCAAACAGGCAAAGCGUCAAUACAGGACUAAGAUUGCAUCCUACUACAUCGGCUCUGACGCUCGUCGGAUGUGGCAGGGCUUGCAAACUAUUACGGACUACAAAGGGAAACCCAGCCUCGAGCUGCCCAAUGACGCGAGCCUACCAGACGGACUAAAUGCCUUUUAUGCUCGCUUCAAGGCAAGCAACACUGAAGCAUGCAUGAGAGCACAAGCUGUUCCGGACGACUAUGUGAUCACGCUCUCCAUAGCCGAUGUGAGCAAGACCUUUAAACAGGUCAACAUUCACAAGGCCGCAGGACCAGACGGAUUACCAGGAUGUGUACUCAGAGCAUGCGCGGGCAAGUGUCUUCACUGACAUUUUCAACCUCUCCCUGACCGAGUCUGUAAUACCUACAUGUUUUAAGCAGACCACCAUAGUCCCUGUGCCCAAGAAAGCGAAGGUAACCUGCCUAAAUGACUACCGCCCCAUAGCACUCACGUCAGUAGCCAUGAAGUGCUUUGAAAGGCUGGUCAUGGCUCACAUCAACACCAUCAUCCCAGAAACCCUAGACCCACUCCAAUUCACGUGCAGCCCCAAAAGAUCCACAGAUGCUGCAAUCUCAAUCGUACUCCACACUGCCCUUUCCCACCUGGACAAAAGGAACACCUAUGUGAGAAUGCUGUUCAUUGACUACAACUCAGCGUUCAACACCAUAGUGCCCACAAAGCUCAUCACUAAGCUAAGGACCCUGGGACUAAACACCUCCCUCUGCAACUGGAUCCUGGACUUCCUGACGGGCCACCCCCAGGUGGUAAGGGUAGGCAACAACACAUCUGCCACUCUGAUCCUCAACACGGGGUCCCCUCAGGCGUGUGUGCUUAGUCCCCUCCUGUACUCCCUGUUCACCCACGACUGCGUGGCCAAGCACGACUCCAACACUAUCAUUACGUUUGCUGACGACACAACGGUGGUAGGCCUGAUCACCGACAACGAUGAGACAGCAUAUAGGGAGGAGGUCAGAGACCUAGCAGUGUGGUGCCAGGACAACAACCUCUCUCUCAACGUGAGCAAGACAAAGGAGAUGAUCGUGGACUACAGGAAAAGGAGGGCCAAACACGCCCCCAUUCACAUCUACGGGGCUGUAGUGGAGCGGGUCAAAAGUUUCAAGUUUUUUGGUGUCCACAUCUCUAACAAACUAUCAUGGUCCAAACACACCAAGAAAGUCGUGAAGAGGGCACGACAACGCCUUUUCCCCCUCAAGAGACUGAAAAGAUUUGGCAUGGGUCCCCAAAUCCUCAAAACAUUCUACAGCUGCACCAUCAAGAGCAUCCUGACCGGUUGCAUCACCGCCUGGUAUGGCAACUGCUCGGCAUCCGACCGUAAGGCGCUACGGAGGGUAGUGCGUACAGCCCAGUACAUCACUGGGGCCAAGCUUCCUGUCAUCCAGGACCUAUAUAUUAGGCGGUGUCAGAGGAAGGCCCAAAAAAUUGUUAAAGACUCCAGUCACCCAAGUCAUAGACUGUUCUCUCUGCUACUGCACGGCAAGUGGUACCGGAGCGCCAAGUCUAGGUCAAAAAGGCUCCUUAACAGCUUCUACCCCAAGCCAUAAGACUGCUGAACAAUUAAUCAAAUAGCCACCCAGACUAUUUGCAUUGACCCCCCCCCCCCCCCCCCCCCCCCCCCCACUUUAUUUUUACACUGCUGCUACUCGCUGUUUAUUAUUUACAUUUACAUUUUAGUCAUUUAGCAUACAGUGGGGAAAAAAAGUAUUUAGUCAGCCACCAAUUGUGCAAGUUCUCCCACUUAAAAAGAUGAGAGAGGCCUGUAAUUUUCAUCAUAGGUACACGUCAACUAUGACAGACAAAUUGAGAUUUUUUUUCUCCAGAAAAUCACAUUGUAGGAUUUGUAAUGAAUUUAUUUGCAAAUUAUGGUGGAAAAUAAGUAUUUGGUCACCUACAAACAAGCAAGAUGUCUUGCUCUCACAGACCUGUAACUUCUUCUUUAAGGGGCUCCUCUGUCCUCCACUCGUUACCUGUAUUAAUGGCACCUGUUUGAACUUGUUAUCAGUAUAAAAGACACCUGUCCACAACCUCAAACAGUCACACUCCAAACUCCACUAUGGCCAAGACCAAAGAGCUGUCAAAGGACACCAGAAACAAAAUUGUAGACCUGCACCAGGCUGGGAAGACUGAAUCUGCAAUAGGUAAGCAGCUUGGUUUGAAGAAAUCAACUGUGGGAGCAAUUAUUAGGAAAUGGAAAACAUACAAGACCACUGAUAAUCUCCCUCAAUCUGGGGCUCCCUGCAAGAUCUCAACCCAUGGGGUCAAAAUGAUCACAAGAACGGUGAGCAAAAAUCCCAGAACCACACGGGGGGACCUAGUGAAUGACCUGCAGAGAGCUGGGACCAAAGUAACAAAGCCUACCAUCAGUAACACACUACGCCGCCAGGGACUCAAAUUCUGCAGUGCCAGACGUGUCCCCCUGCUUAAGCCAGUACAUGUCCAGGCCCGUCUGAAGUUUGCUAGAGUGCAUUUGGAUGAUCCAGAAGAGGAUUGGGAGAAUGUCAUAUGGUCAGAUGAAACCAAAAUAGAACUUUUUGGUAAAAACUCAACUCGUCGUGUUUGGAGGACAAAGAAUGCUGAGUUGCAUUCAAAGAACACCAUACCUACUGUGAAGCAUGGGGGUGGAAACAUCAUGCUUUGGGGCUGUUUUUCUGCAAAGGGACCAGGACGACUGAUCCGUGUAAAGGAAAGAAUGAAUGGGGCCAUGUAUCGUGAGAUUUUGAGUGAAAACCUCCUUCCAUCAGCAAGGGCAUUGAAGAUGAAACGUGGCUGGGUCUUUCAGCAUGACAAUGAUCCCAAACACACCGCCCGGGCAACGAAGGAGUGGCUUCGUAAGAAGCAUUUCAAGGUCCUGGAGUGCCCUAGCCAGUCUCCAGAUCUCAACCCCAUAGAAAAUCUUUGGAGGGAGUUGAAAGUCUGUGUUGCCCAGCGACAGCCCCAAAACAUCACUGCUCUAGAGGAGAUCUGCAUGGAGGAAUGGGCCAAUAUACCAGCAACAGUGUGUGAAAACCUUGUGAAGACUUACAGAAAACGUUUGACCUGUGUCAUUGCCAACAAAGGGUAUAUAACAAAGUAUUGAGAAACUUUUGUUAUUGACCAAAUAUUUAUUUUCCACCAUAAUUUGCAAAUAAAUUCAUAAAAAAUCCUACAAUGUGAUUUUCUGGAUUUUUAUUUCCUCAAUUUGUCUGUCAUAGUUGACGUGUACCUAUGAUGAAAAUUACAGGCCUCUCUCAUCUUUUUAAGUGGGAGAACUUGCACAAUUGGUGGCUGACUAAAUACUUUUUUUCCCCACUGUGUGUAUAUAUAUAUAUAUAUAUAUAUAUAUAUAUAUAUAUAUAUAUAUAUAUAUAUAUAUAUAUAUAUAUCCUGCUCUAUGUGUAUAUAUAUAUAUAUAUCUGCCCUAUGUAUGUAUGAAUGAAAAUGUAUGCACUCUAACUGUAAGUCGCUUUGGAUAAAAGUGUCUCUCUAUGCAUAGUCACUUUACCCCUACCUACAUGUACAAAUUACCCUCGUAUAUAGCCUCAUUAUUGUUAUUUUAUUGUGUUACUUUUUUUAUUUUAUACUUUAGUUUAUUUAGUAAAUAUUUUCUUAACUCGAUUUUCUUUAAACUGCAUUGUUGGUUAAGGACUUGUAAGUAAGCAUUUCACGGUAAGGUCUACACCUGUUGUAUUCAGCGCAUGUGACAAAAACAUUUGAUUUGAUUUGACACACACACACAGUCAGUGUCUAUCUCAGUUGAUAUGUGUUAAUCCAGGAAAGAUGUGAGGGUGCUUCUCCCAUGAAAACAAAACAUUUAGAUUUCCCAGAUUUCCUUUCUGUGUCUGGGGCGGCGCACAAUUGGCCCAGCGUCGUCCAGGGUAGGGGAGGGAAUGGCCGGCAGGGAUGUAGCUCAGUUGGUAGAGCAUGGCGUUUGCAACGCCAGGGUUGUGGGUUCGAUUCCCACGGGGGGCCAGUAUGAAAAAAAUAAUAAUAAUAAUGAAUGCACUCACUAACUGUAAGUCGCUCUGGAUAAGAGCGUCUGCUAAAUGACUAAAAUGUAAAAUGUAAAUGUAAAUGAAGCUAUGAUAGGCCGAGUUGGACCAAAGCACACACCAGAAGGUUCAGUGGGAGCUGACCUGAGAAUCCUUAUGUGUGUACGUGCCUACAGUUGAAGUCGGAAGUUUACAUACACCUUAGCCAAAUACAUUUAAACUAAGUUUUUCACAAUUCCUGACAUUUAAUCCUAGUAGAAAUUCACUGUCUUAGGUCAGUUAGGAUCACUACUUUAUUUUAAGAAUGUGAAGUCAGAAUAAUAUUAGAGAGAAUUAUUUAUUUCAGCUUUUAUUUCUUUCAUCACAUUCCCAGUGGGUCAGAAGUUUACAUACACUCAAUUAGUAUUUGGUAGCGUUGCCUUUCAAUUGUUUAACUUGGGUCAAAUGUUUCGGGUAGCCUUCCACAAGCUUCCCACAAUAAGUUGGGUGAAUUUUGGCCCAUUCCUCCUGACAGAGCUGGUGUAACUGAGUCAGGUUUGUAGGCCUCCUUGCUCGCACACGUUUUUUUCAGUUCUGACCACACAUUUUCUGUAGGAAUGAGGUCAGGGCUUUGUGAUGGCCACUCCAAUACCUUGACUUUGUUUUCCUUAAGCCAUUUUGCCACAACUUUGGAAGUAUGCUUGGGGUCAUUGUCCAUUUGGAAGACCCAUUUGCGACCAAGCUUUAACUUCCUGACUGAUGUCUUGAGAUGUUGCUUCAAUAUAUCCACAUAAUUUUCCUUCCUCAUGAUGCCAUCUAUUUUGUGAAAUGCACCAGUCCCUCCUGCAACAAAGCACCCCCACAGCCUGAUGCUGCCACCCCCGUGCUUGGUGUUCUUCGGCUUGCAAGCCUUCCCCUUUUUCCUCCAAACAUAACAAUGGUCAUUAUGGCCAAACAGUUCUAUUUUUGUUUCAUCAGACCAGAGGACAUUUCUCCAAAAAGUACGAUCUUUGUCCCCAUGUGCAGUUGCAAACCGUAGUCUGGCUUUUUUUAUGGCGGUUUUGGAGCAGUGGCUUCUUCCUUGCUGAGCGGCCUUUCAGGUUAUGUCGAUAUAGGACUCGUUUUACUGUGGAUAUAGAUACUUUUGUACCUGUUUCCUCCAGCAUCUUCACAAGGUCCUUUGCUGUUGUUCUGGGAUUGAUUUGCACUUUUCACACCAAAGUACGCUCAUCUCUAGGAGACAGAACGCAUCUCCUUCCUGAGCGGUAUCUGGAGAAUCAGCAAACUGGCUCUAACCAGAAUAGAAAGAGGAGUGGGAGGCCCCGGUGCACGCGUGUCCUUCCUGAGUGGUAUGACGGCUGCGUGGUCCCAUGGUGUUUAUACUUGCGUAUUUGUACAGAUGAACGUGGUACCUUCAGGCAUUUGGAAAUUGCUCCCAAGGAUGAACCAGACUUGUGUAGGUCUACAAUUUUCUUUCUGAGGUCUUGGCUGAUUUCUUUUGAUUUUCCCAUGAUGUCAAGCAAAGAGGCACUGAGUUUGAAGGUAUGCCUUGAAAUACAUCCACAGGUACACCUCCAAUUGACUCAAAUGAUGUCAAUUAGCCUAUCAGAAGCUUCUAAAGCCAUGACAUCAUUUUCUGCAAUUUUCCAAGCUGUUUAAAGGCACAGUCAACUUCGUGUAUGUAAUCUUCUGACCCACUGGAAUUGUGAUACAAUGAAUUAUAAGUGAAAUAAUCUGUCUGUAAACAAUUGUUGGAAAAAUGACUUGUGUCAUGCACAAAGUAGAUGUCCUAACCGACUUGCCAAAACUAUAGUUUGUUAACAAGAGAUUUGUGGAGUGUUAGGCUAUGGUUCAACCCAGCACUCAGAGAAACAAACACGACAAAGGGAGUGGAAGAAACAAAAAGAUUUAAUAAAAGUUAAAAUUGUCUUAGUCCAAAAACAACUGAAGUAAAGGAACAGAGUGGGCUAGUCGGCUCCGGAGGAAGGAGAGGCUGAGGCAGGCAGGCAGGCAGGCAGGCAGGCAGACCGACAGGCAGGAAGGCAGGCAGGUUGGGAGGUAUGUCCGAAACUAAAGACAAAACAACGACAGGUUAAGGAGUGUGGAGAGCCAGGCUGAAGACAAAGACAAAAUAACUUUACUGGUGAGCCAAGUUACCGCUCUGGUAAGAACAACGAUCUGGCGCCGGUGGAGAGCCAUGCCCAGGAAUAAGUAGUGCAGGUUGAUGAGAGAAUAGGAUGCAGCUGCGUAGGCAGGAAUCACUGGAAACAACCCGCAGCUGCACAGGAGAGGCAGAUCCUGAGCACGCCCCCUGCUCCACUCCAGACACACCCACAUAAAGGGGACAAACACACAUACAGAUACAACAGAAAAAGAGGGGACAAAACAAGGAGGAAGGGAAACAGAAAAGGGAGAGACAAGCUGCCCACAUAACAGUACCCCCCCCUCAAUGGUCGCCACCUGGCGACCCACCAGGCCUGUCAGGGUUGUCGUGAUGGAAGUCCGUGAUCAGCUGAGGAUCCAACACAAAACGCUUAGGGACCCAAGACCUCUCCUCUGGUCCAUAACCUUCCCAAUCGACUAGGUAUUGGAGACCCCUACCCCGCCUCCGAGAGUCCAGGAGCCUACUGACGGUGUAGGCCGGAUGGUCGUCAAUGAGGCGAACAGGUGGAGGUGGAUCAGCCGGCGGACACAAAAGGCUGGAGGACACAGGUUUCAGUUGGGAGACGUGGAAGGUAGGGUGUAUCUUCAUGGCUGAAGGCAACUUCAAACGAACCGCAGCGGGGUUAAUGAUGGACUCCACCACAAACGGACCCAGGUACCGAGGAGACAGCUUGCGUGAUUUGGUACGAAGAGGUACGUUCUUAGAUGACAGCCAAACCUCUUGACCAGGAUGAAACACAGGUGCGGGAGUCCUGCUCCUAUCCGCUGUUGUCUUGUUCCUGUCGGUGGUCCGAAGCAAUGCUUCCCGAGCGUCGCUCCACACUCUCUGGCAGCGGCGGAGGUUUCUCCUGAACCGAAGGAACAGCCAAUUCCUUCUCCUGAGCAGGAAAACAGAGGGGGUUGAUAACCCAUGGUAACCUCGAAGGGUGAAAGACCGGUGGCAGAGGCGGUGAGGGAGUUGUGGGCGUACUCUAUCCAGGGCAGAUGUUUGGCCCAGGAUGAUGGAUGUUGAGCAGCCACACAACGAAGGGUUGCUUCGAGGUUUUGAUUGGCUCUUUCUGUUUGACCGUUGGUCUGGGGAUGAAACCCUGAGGACAGACUAACGGAAGCACCCAAAGCAGAACAGAAACCCUUCCAAACACGGGAAGUAAACUGUGGGCCUCUAUCAGAUACGAUGUCCACAGGUAUUCCAUGGGGACGGAAUACAUGUUGGACUAGGAGGUCCGCUGUCUCACUGGCAGACGGUAAUUUUGGUAAUGCUAUAUAGUGGACAGAUUUAGAGAAUCUGUCCACAAUGGUAAGUAUAGUAUCAUUACCUUCAGACUUGGGUAGGCCGGUGACAAAAUCCAUGGCAAUGUGGGACCAGGGACGGCUGGGAACUGGGAGGGGUAGCAGCAGCCCCGAAGGGGACUGAUGGGAGGCUUUGCCCCGAGCACAGGUUGAACAGGCUGCCACAAAAGCCCGAACGUCAGUUUCCAUUGAAGGCCACCAAAAAUGUCUCCUAAGCAGCGUCAACGUGCGUCUCAUCCCAGGGUGACCAGCAAAACGGGAGGUGUGAAUCCACUGCAACACCUGAGACCGGACCGUCUCGGGAACAAAGAGUAGGUUGGGAGGUCCAUCACCCGGUCCCGGGUCCGUGGCAAGUGCAGUCUUCACAAGAGACUCGAUCUCCCACUGAACAGCCGCCACGACGCAUGAGGAAGGCAGGACUGCCUCAGGCUCGCUGGUCUCCGAAGGGUCAGCAAACUGGCGGGACAAAGCAUCUGGUUUAACAUUUCUUGACCCCGGUCUGUAUGUAAGAAUAAAGUUAAACCUACUAAAAAACAGGGCCCAUCUGGCUUGGCGUGAGUUGAGUCUCUUAGUGGCUUGGAUGUAAGCCAAGUUUUUGUGGUCAGUCCAGACCACAAACGGCAGUUCAGCUCCAUCCAGCCAGUGCCGCCAUUCUUCCAGUGCAAGCUUGACCGCCAGCAGUUCCCGGUUUCCAACGUCGUAAUUCCGUUCUGUGGGUGACAAUUUCUUGGAGAAAAAAGCACAGGGGUGAAGCCUUUGGUCAGUGGGGGAGCGCUGGGAGAGGACUGCUCCCACACCUGAGUCCGACGCGUCCACCUCCACAACAAACUGCAGAGAGGUAUUGGGGUGUAUCAACACGGGGGAGGUGGAAAACAGUUCCUUCAAAACCCCUACCCGCCUGCUCCGCCUCAGGGGACCACCGAAAAGGGACUUUAGGAGAUGUGAGUCUUGUAAGGGGUGCCACCACUCUACUAAAACCCUUAAUGAAUCUACGGUAGAAGUUAGCAAAGCCCAAAAAAUCGUUGAAGUUGCUUACGGGUGGUGGGUGUGGGCCAUUCCGUCACUGCCCGGAUCUUCUCGGGGUCCGCCUUCACCUGCCCGCUCUCAAUUAUGAAUCCAAGGAACGAUGUAGACUGUUUGUGGAACUCACACUUCUCUGCUUUGACGUACAGCUUGUUCUCCAAGAGCCGUUGAAGGACUUGACGGACGUGUGACUCAUGCUCCUCGGGUGACUUGGAAAAAACAAGAAUAUCAUCCAGGUAUACAAAGACAAAACGGUUCAAAAAAUCCCUAAGAACAUCGUUCACCAUGGCUUGGAAAACCGCAGGGGCAUUUGAAAGCCCAAAGGGCAUGACCAAAUACUCAAAAUGUCCCAGUGGAGUGUUGAAAGCGGUUUUCCACUCAUCUCCCCUUUCGGAUUCGGACAAGGUGAUAAGCAUUCCUGAGGUCGAGCUUGGAAAACACUGUGGCGCCAUGCAGAGGUUCAAAAGCUGAGUUGAUGAGUGGAAGGGGAUACUUGUUUUUAAACAGUUAUGUUGUUUAAACCCCUGAAAUCGAUACAGGGGCGUAACGACUUGUCCUUCUUUUCCACGAAAAAGAAACCUGCACCCAAAGGAGACGACGAGGGACGGAUUAUGCCCGAGACCAGAGAAUCACCAAUGUACUGCUCCAUUGCCUCUCUUUCCGGUCGGGACAGAUUGUAUAACCGACUAGAGGGCAAGGGAGCACCAGGAAGCAGUUCAAUAGGGCAAUCAUAAGGCCUAUGUGGUGGUAGAGACAGAGCCUUGUCCUUACUGAAAACCUCCGCUAAGUCAUGGUAUUCUUUGGGGACAGAUGACAGAUCAAGAGGAGCUGAGGGAGGAGUUGGGUUACACUUAGUGGGGGGAACCGCUGACCUCAGGCACUCGGAAUGGCAGUUAGUGCUCCAACUGAGAAUGGUGUGACGUGUCCAAUCAAUUUGUGGGUUGUGAAGAGCCAACCAGGGGAAGCCAAGGAUAAGGGAGGUAGCUGAGCCAGACAUAACUCUUAGCUGAAUGCUUUCACAAUGAUUGCCAGAAAUCACUAGGGAAACGGGGGUGGUUUGAUGAGUUUAUCUCCGCGAGGAGGCGCCCAUCAAGGGCUGUGACCCGAAUGGGGGUAGGUAGUGGCUCCAUGGGGAUACGAGCUUGUGUAACGAACUGGUGGCUAAUAAAGUUAUCUUCUGCACCUGAGUCUAUGAGAGCUGAGAGUGGCAGGGAAUGACUCUGGAAACGUAAGGUUACAGGUACUUGUAAUCGGGGAAUGAUGGGUUCAGGAUCUAACUCUGGGCUCGCAAGUAGACCCACCGUUACGAGCGAGCCUUGUCUUUUGGCCGCUUAGGGCAUGUAGCCAGAAUGUGUGUGGCGUCUCCACAGUACAGGCACUCACCCGCCUGGAGGCGCCGUUGCCGCUCAGCUGGAGGUAGUCGAGCUCGACCCACUUGCAUAGGUUCCUCCUCUGUGCUCGGGAUGGAAUCAGGAACAAGAAGCUGCCGACUCCGGAGAGGCGAGACUCGAGUGGUUGAAGGCUGGGGAACUCGUCCUCCUAGAUGUGGCCGAUCGCCUCUCUCCCGACGCCUCUCCCGCAACCGAUUGUCUAGCUUGAUGGACAGGGAAACGAGAGAAUGUAAAUCAUGUGGCUCAUCACGAGCAGCCAGUUCAUCCUUAAUGGCUUCAUUCAAACCGUUUAGAAAUGCUCCUUGAAGUGCCACAUUGUUCCACUUGGAGUCCGCUGCCAACGUCCAGAACUCAAUAGAGUACUCUGCCACACUGUUAGAACCCUGCCUCAAAUUAAAAAGUAUCUUGGAGGAAUUACCCACAUGGUCAGGAUGGUCAAAAACAGUCUUCAAUUUAGCAGAGAAAUCAGCAAAAGUCAAUCCAGUCAAAGUUUGAUCUGAGCACACAGCCUCAGCCCAAACCAGAGCUUUCCCUCUUAACAGCCCCAGAACAUAAUGUACCUUAGAUGAAUCAGUAGAAAACGACAGUGGUCUCUGCCGAAAAAUCAAGUCACACUGAAGCAAAAAUCCCCGGCACUUGUCCAAUUCUCCAUUGAACGGUUCAGGCGACGUGACAGGGGGUUUCCCGACGGAACGAAGCCUGCCUAGUGUCCGAGGAAACAACUUGGGGUGCAUCAAACUGGGGGUCAGAGAGAGAUGGAGAACUGAUAACAGACAAUUUAGAGACGUGUGUAGUUAACUGAGUCACCUGGUUCAGCAGUUGAUGAUUAUCUUCCACAAGAGUCCGAAUCAACUGGUCAUGCUGUCCUAGCAACGUUCCUUGAGCCUGGAUAGCUUGUUGGAAGCUGUCUUUGUUUGCCCCGUGCUGUUUCUCUGUUGGGUCCAUGGCCAGAUCGUUCUGUUAGGCUAUGGUUCAACCCAGCACUCAGAGAAACAAACACGACAAAGGGAGUGGAAGAAACAAAAAGAUUUAAUAAAAGUUAAAAUUGUCUUAGUCCAAAAACAACUGAAGUAAAGGAACAGAGUGGGCUAGUCGGCUCCGGAGGAAGGAGAGGCUGAGGCAGGCAGGCAGGCAGGCAGGCAGGCAGACCGACAGGCAGGAAGGCAGGCAGGUUGGGAGGUAUGUCCGAAACUAAAGACAAAACAACGACAGGUUAAGGAGUGUGGAGAGCCAGGCUGAAGACAAAGACAAAAUAACUUUACUGGUGAGCCAAGUUACCGCUCUGGUAAGAACAACGAUCUGGCGCCGGUGGAGAGCCAUGCCCAGGAAUAAGUAGUGCAGGUUGAUGAGAGAAUAGGAUGCAGCUGCGUAGGCAGGAAUCACUGGAAACAACCCGCAGCUGCACAGGAGAGGCAGAUCCUGAGCACGCCCCCUGCUCCACUCCAGACACACCCACAUAAAGGGGACAAACACACAUACAGAUACAACAGAAAAAGAGGGGACAAAACAAGGAGGAAGGGAAACAGAAAAGGGAGAGACAAGCUGCCCACAUAACAUGGAGUGGUUGAAAAACGAGUUUUUAAUGACUCCAACCUAAGUGUAUGUAAAACUUCCGACUUCAACUGUAUAUGUGUAUGAGGGAAUGUGUCAGCUCUCCUCACUCAUUUCCCCACCCUGAUCUCCAAACCCUGAAUACAUCCUCCAGCUGGGUGUGUUGUGUCAGAGGGAAACUAUAAUUUCUGUACGAUGGGUGAUGAAUGUGCUUCAGCCGUGGUGUGUCUACUGAUAAAACCUUGCCAAUAGGGUUCUACACUGUGUUCAUUGUGACGUUACUUACUCUAUGACCUAUUCUUUCCCUUCUUAGAAAAAAGAAAAAUAAUACUAAUGUAAACUCUCUCGUCUUCCUUCUCUCCACUCUCUCUCCUAUCAGCAACAUGGCCAAUGCCCUGGCCAAUGCGAUGUGUGAGCGCUGUAAAAGUGGCUUUGCCCCAGCGGAGAAGAUCGUCAACAGUAACGGGGAGCUGUACCAUGAGGGGUGCUUCGUUUGUGCUCAGUGCUUCCAACAGUUCCCUGAGGGUCUCUUCUACGAGGUGAUGUUCACUUUGAUUUGUUUUCAAAUUCUUUGUGGGUCUGUGUGAUCUGUGGGAAAUAUUUGUCUCUAAUAUGGUCAUACAUUUGUCAGGAGGUUAGGAAGUGUAGCUCAGUUUCCACCUCAUUUUGUGGGCAGUGGGCACAUAGGUCUGCCUAUGGCGGCCUCUCUCAAUAGCAAGGCUAUGCUCAGUGAGUCUGUACAUAGUCAAGGAUUUUCUUAAUUUAGGGUCAGGCCACUGUGUACUCUCUUUUUAGGGCCAGAUAUCGUUCCAAUUUUCUCUGUUUUUUGGUUGAUUCUUUCCAGUGUGUCAAAUAGUUAUGUUUUUGCUUUCUCAUAAUAUGGUUGGGUCUAAAUGUGUUUCUGUCCUGGGGCUCUGUGGGGUCUGUUUGUGUUUGUGAACAGAGCCCCAUAACCAGCUGGCUGUGGGGACUCGUCUCUAGGUUAAUCUCUCUGUAGGUGAGGGCUUUAUGGUGGAAUGUGUGGGCAUCGCUUCCUUUUAGGUGGUUGUAGAAUUUAACAGCUCUUUUCUGGAUGUUGAUAACUAGCGGGUGUAGUCCUAAUUCUGCUCUGCAUGCAUUGUUUGGGGUUUUGCGUUGUACACAAAGUAUAUUUUUGCAGUACAAUUCUUGAGUGGACCCCAGACCUCACAACCAUCGAGGGCAAUGGGUUCGAUAACUGAUUGAAUUAUUCUUUACCAGAUCCUAAUUGGGAUGUUGAGUUUUAUGUUCCUUUUGAUGGCAUAGAAGGCCCUUCUUUCCUUGUCUCUUAGAUCGUUCACAGCCUUGUGGACAUUACCUGUGGUGUUGAUGUUUAGGUAGGUGUAAUUAUUUUGUGCUCUAGAGCAACAGUGUCUAGAUAGAAUGUGUAUUUGUUGUCUUGGCUACAAGUUGAGUCAAAAGCUUUUUUGAAAUCAACAAAGCAUGAGAAAACGUUGCUUUUGUUUUGUUUGUCAAUAAUGGUGUGCAGGGUGUAUACGUGGUCUGUUGAACGUUAUUUUGGUAAGAAGCCAAUUUGACAUUUGCUCAGGACAUUAUUUUCACUGAGAAAAUGUUGGAGUCUGCUGUUGAUGAUGCUGCAGAGGAUUUUUCAGAGAUUGCUGCAGAUGCAAGGUAAUUAUUGGGGUCAAAUUUGUCUCCACUUUUGUGGAUUGGGAUGAUCAGGCCUUGGUUCCAAAUAUUAGGGAAGAUGCCAGAGAUGAGGAUAAAGUUGAAGAGUUUAAGAAUAGCCCAUUUGAAUUUGUGGUCUGUAUAUUUUAUCAUUUUGUUUAGUAUACCAUCAACACCACAGGCCUUUUUGGGUUGGAGGGUUUGUAUUUUGUCCUGUAGCUCAUCCAAUGUAAUUUGAGAAUGCUGUGGGUUCUGAUAGUGUUUAGUAGCUGAUUCUACGUUUUUGUAAAUUACCAUGUAUAUGUUUUUGCUCUUGUUUUUUUUAUAUACAGUGGGGAGAACAAGUAUUUGAUACACUGCCGAUUUUGCAGGUUUUCCUACUUACAAAGCAUGUAGAGGUCUGUAAUUUUUAUCAUAGGCACACUUCAACUGUGAGAGACGGAAUAUAAAACAAAAAUCCAGAAAAUCACAUUGUAUGAUUUUUAAGUAAUUCAUUUGCAUUUUAUUGCAUGACAUAAGUAUUUGAUACAUCAGAAAAGCAGAACUUAAUAUUUGGUACAGAAACCUUUGUUUGCAAUUACAGAGAUCAUACGUUUCCUGUAGGUCUUGACCAGGUUUGCACACACUGCAGCAGGGAUUUUGGCCCACUCCUCCAUACAGACCUUCUCCAGAUCCUUCAGGUUUUGGGGCUGUCGCUGGGCAAUACGGACUUUCAGCUCCCUCCAAAGAUUUUCUAUUGGGUUCAGGUCUGGAGACUGGCUAGGCCACUCCAGGACCUUGAGAUGCUUCUUACGGAGCCACUCCUUAGUUGCCCUUGCUGUGUGUUUCGGGUCGUUGUCAUGCUGGAAGACCCAGCCACAACCCAUCUUCAAUGCUCUUACUGAAGGAAGGAGGUUGUUGGCCAAGAUCUCGCAAUACAUGGCCCCAUCCAUCCUCCCCUCAAUACGGUGCAGUCGUCCUGUCCCCUUUGCAGAAAAGCAUCCCCAAAGAAUGAUGUUUCCACCUCCAUGCUUCACAGUUGGGAUGGUGUUCUUGGGGUUGUACUCGUCCUUCUUCUUCCUCCAAACACAGCGAGUGGAGUUUAGACGAAAAAGCUCUAUUUUUGUCUCAUCAUGACCUUCUCCCAUUCCUCCUCUGGAUCAUCUAGAUGGUCAUUGGCAAACUUCAGACGGGCCUGGACAUGCGCCGGCUUGAGCAGGGGGACCUUGCGUGCGCUGCAGGAUUUUAAUCCAUGACGGCGUAGUGUGUUACUAAUGGUUUUCUUUGAGACUGUGGUCCCAGCUCUCUUCAGGUCAUUGACCAUGUCCUGCCGUGUAGUUCUGGGCUGAUCCCUCACCUUCCUCAUGAUCAUUGAUGCCCCACGAGGUGAGAUCUUGCAUGGAGCCCCAGACCGAGGAUGAUUGACCGUCAUCUUGAACUUCUUCCAUUUUCUAAUAAUUGCGCCAACAGUUGUUGCCUUCUCACCAAGCUGCUUGCCUAUUGUCCUGUAGCCCAUCCCAGCUUUGUGCAGGUCUACAAUAUUAUCCCUGAUGUCCUUACACAGCUCUCUGGUCUUGGCCAUUGUGGAGAGGUUGGAGUCUGUUUGAUUGAGUGUGUGGACAGGUGUCUUUUAUACAGGUAACGAGUUCAAACAUGUGCAGUUAAUACAGGUAAUGAGUGGAGAACAGGAGGGCUUCUUAAAGAAAAACUAACAGGUCUGUGAGAGCUGGAAUUCUUACUGGUUGGUAGGUGAUCAAAUACUUAUGUCAUGCAAUAAAAUGCAAAUUAAUUAUUUAAAAAUCAUACAAUGUGAUUUUCUGGAUUUUUGUUUUAGAUUCCGUCUCUCACAGUUGAAUUGUACCUAUGAUAAAAAAAUUACAGACCUCUACACGCUUUGUAAGUAGGAAAACCUGCAAGAUCGGCAGUGUAUCAAAUACUUGUUUCACCCCACUGUAUGUCCAAAAAGGUUGGGAGAAGUGGUUUAUCCAUUCUUCCCCCAUUUUGGUAUAGAUAGCUCUUCAUGUUAUUGUUUUGGGUUUUAGUGUGUUUCCACCAUGAGACCUUCUCUCCCUCUCUAUACCAUCAAUCAGACCCGUUACUCCUCUCUCACCUCUUCUACCAUCAGACCUGUCCUCCUCUCUCCCUCUCUACCAUCAAGGACCCUCUCUCUCCUCUCUCCCUCUCUACCAUCAGACCAGCUCUCCUAUCUCACAUAUCUACCAUUCAGACCUUCUCUCCUCUCUCCCUCUCUACCAAUCAGGACCAACUCUCCUCUCUACCUCUCUACCCAUCGACCCAUCUCUUCUCUCUACCCUAUCUACCAAUCCAGCCCCCUCUCCUCCUCUCUCCCUCUCUACCAUCAGACCCAUCUCUCCUCUCUCCCUCUCUACCAAUCCAGACCCUCUUCUCCUCUCUCCCUCCUCUCUCCUAUCUCCUCUCUCUCCCAUCAGACCCUUCUCUCCUCUCUCCCUCUCUACCAUCAGACCUUCUCUCUUCUCUCCCUCUCUCCCUCUCUACCAUCAGACCCUCUCUCCUCUCUCCCAUCAGACCUUCUCUCCUCUCUCCCGCUCUCCCAUCAGACCCUUCUCUCCUCUCUCCCUCUCUACCAUCAGACCCUUCUCUCUUUUCUCCCUCUCUCCCUCUCUACCAUCAGACCCUCUCUCUUCUCUACCAUCAGACCCUCUCUCCUCUAUCCCUCUCUACCAUCAGACCCUCAGGACUGCCGCGCAGAAGAAUUGCUAGGCCGCGCAGGGACGCAAGAGAUUGAACUUCACUGAGUUCACACUAUAUAGAUCAACAUUUUUUCUGUGAUCUAAUCAACAUUAUAUCAACCCCUUUUCAAUGCAACAAACCAAAACAAAUCUAACUUUGCAAGAUUGAGUCUGUGAUUUUGUUGUAGGCAGAGCCAGAGCGCAGUGGAGUAGAAUUCUAUUGGCGGGGGUCAGUGGCGAUUUUAGCAUGUAAAUCUUGGUGGGGCAAACUCAACACACUUUUUUUGUAAGCAUGCCAGCAAAGCCACUACACAACACAACGCAACACUAAGCAAUACAUUAAUUGCACUAUAACGGUGACAAACGGUGCCCACAAACUGUUAGGGCCUACAUAAAGCUGUCCCAACAGCAGAGCUUUCUUUUCAGCACCAUGGAGUAAAUCCUUACCACUGCUACACCUGGCUAUCAGCGGAGCCUUAUCUGGCAGCGAAACUGUUCAUUCAGCCUCAUUUACUGCCUUUUUAAAAAACAUAGCUGAUAUGGCUGACUUGCUUAAACAAAUGUGGUUUCUACUGACAAUUGAGAUGUACAAACUAUGGCAUAAGGGAACAACGAGCGGAUAAGAGGCAAUCCGUAAUUUCCAUUCAGACAUUAAUGAGCGAGCUAAGAUGGACAUUGUCAAUAUAACUAUUUGUUCAGCACUUUUGAAAUGUUCAGCGACAGAAUUCAGAACAUGGGCCAUUCUUAUAGUGUUCUCCAUGUACACCAAGUCAGAACCGUAGGAUAAGUAAAGGGGGCAUAUAAGCAGAUAAUGAAAGCUCUUACAAUAUUAGAUGAUUACAUUUCUCUAAAACAGGCUAUAGGCUACAUGUGCACCACCAAGUCAGAACAGUAGGCUAAGUUGUGAGGGGGAAAUUAUUAGGGUGAGGCACAUGGGCUACUAACAGCUAACUACACAACAUACACUUAGUAUUACUUUCUUAGCUACAGUAUACAUAUCUCCCUGGCAUAUUACAUCAUUUAUGCAGCAGCAUACAAUACAUUUUUGGACUCACCUUGUUGUUCUGUGCUCACUUGAACAGGAAGGUGUGGCGGUGGUCCUUCUUGUGGGCAAAUUUUGUCAUCAAACUUUGUCAUCAAAGUCUGGUAUUCUCUGGAUUUAUGGUGCUUUCAAGACAACUGGGAACUCUGACAAAAACAAGGUCGAAUCCUGACGUCAGUGAUCUUCAGGUCGGAGCUCUAGAAAGAGGCCAGAGUUCCCGACUUGGAUAUCCAAGUUGGAUGACUGUUCAAAAUGUAUUUUCCCAGUCGGAGCUUGUUCCCAGUUGUCUUGAACUCACUGAAGUCUGAGAUUUUCCAGUUGUUUUGAACGCGGCAGAAGUCAUGCUGGAUUGACAGCAUGGCCAAUGUAUUCAACCUUUUUUGGCCCAUGGUGUGUUGCGAGUGAAUGUUUAUCCUUUUAAGCUUGGAAAAGAGACCCUUAAAACCCACACCCUCUCCACUGAAUAGCAGGCUAGUGAUUGCUUUGCAAAGCUUGCAGUUAGCCACUGAUUCCUUCCAAACCACUCAUUGUUAAUGUCCAAUACGUUUUAUUUAUAAUUUCUCUUCAUAUGACAAGGGUUGAAAACGAUUUGCCAGUAGAUUGUCGACUUGAUGAUGAUGACUGCUUGCUAGCUAAGAUGAAAGUAUGAUGUUGACAUGAUCAGUCCAAUCAAAGCUACCGUAGAUAUAACGUGAUUUGACGUUAAUUUAUCUGUGGCCAAUGACCUUGAGCCUUCUUGGAUGGGCACUUCUAAUGUAAAUCUAUGGCAGCACCCAAGGGGCUUGAAUUUUCGAGCUCUCCCCGUAGAUUUUGCGGUGACGUAGUGUCCCCAUGAGUGACAUUGAGCCAAUCACGGCGCAACUAGAGAACAUUACCAACCACUACGCUCCGUAUUUUCCGCUGGCUGCCCCACCGCCACAGAAAGCACUGAGCUAGGCUGAAACACCUGCAUUUUGGAGCUGCCUUACUCAAGAAACCAAAAAAGAGACCAUGUUUGUAUGCGGCUUUAUUAACCCAAUGAUUUUUUUUACAUGCCAAAAUAACAUGCAAAACAGGCAACAACAACAAAAAACAGGUGGGGUUCAAAACGGAUGACGGGUCGCCACUGGUGGGGGUAGCCCACGAGCGGUCUUUCAAUCACCCGUGAGUGAAUGCGCUUUUCAGAUCAGUUCAGAUCAGAGCGUGUGCAUAUUUGUUGAUAUUCUUUGCUAGUUAGCGAGUUAUUAGCCCAGUUAUAGAUAAGUAUAGGUCAGCAAUGGGGAGUUACUACACCCUAUAAGAGCACAAAACAUGUAGGCUUAGGCUACAUUUCAAUCUGUCUUUGAGUCACCUAUCAAUGCAAUUUACAGUCACCUAUUUGGCCCAUGGUGUUACAGGCCAAGUAAAAAAUCAUUAAUGACAAGCCCUUCAUAAUGUAAAAACGUUUUUAAAAGUCUCAUGCAAUGUAGGCCUGCAUUGAACACAACAUAUAGGCUACUGUAGGCUAUAUCAUAUAAAUCAAAAGCUAUUUCCCAUGUGAACAUUUUAUGGGAUUUGCUCCAUUGGUUUUGUUGGUAGGCCUACAUUAUGCUGAAAUAGCCACAAUAGCCUAUUGGCUACUUUCUAAAACUGUAAGGGUACAGCCUCAGUGUUCACUGUAAACAUGCUGGAAGUUGCACAAAAUUCUCACAACGUUCAAGUUUCCGCUCAGUGCCCCAACAAAUUAGAAGGAACAUUUCGUAGUCUGUGUUUCUGAUAUGUUUUCUUUACUGAUUGGUCUUUUGACCAAUCAGAUCUUUAGCCCAUAAUUGUGCAAAGGAUCAGAAUUGUGCUGCCUGUGUAAACGCAGCCUUAUUAUCCAUCUCCCUCUCACCCAUCUCAUCCUAUACAACACUGUCUAGCCUGAAGUAAACCCAAGUCCCUUAUCCUAGAGACAUUUAUUGUGUUAGCCUCCUGGAAUCCGUAGCGGUGGAACUGCCACGUCCAUUUGUGAUAUUACAACAACAAAGACGUUACUUCAAACAAACAGUUUUUUUUCCCUCUGACAUCAUUGUACAUCAUUGCACGUGCGAUAGAACAGCAGACUAUACUACUUUUUUUUAAACCAAGUUGUUAGAUGCUCCUCUCCUCCUUUCAUAAACAAAACAAUAACAAGUGCACCUGGGGCGACCAGUGGCACUCUUUCACCGAAUGCAGAUUCCAGCUUUAAGGGAGAUUUAUUACAACUUUUGCAUACAUGGCCCUCAUGCUGAAAACAUCAACAAAAUAUUUGGUACGUGUGGCAAUAUAAGAAGAUAAGAAGGGUUGAAACACCUUCACCUCCUGUCACAAAUUCCAUAUUGGGUAAAGUGUAUUAACUGGAUCGACUCCUAACCUCACAGCACUCAGCCUAAUGCAUUACUGGCCCAUUAGAAGCUCCCCACUGGGCAAAAACUGGUUGAAUCAACGUUGUUUCCACGUCAUUUCAACAGCAACGAAAACAUUUGAUGGCGUUGAAUCAACGUAGAAAACUGAUUUGAUUUUCAAAAAGUCAUAAAAAAAAAAUGUGCACUCAACAUUCAAUCUAAAUCCAAUGACAAGGUCAAUUUUUUUGUUGAUUUCACGUUGAGUUCAAGUUAGUUGACAACUCAACCAAAUGUAAAUCAAAACUAGACGUCUGUACCCAGUGGGUUGUCUCUGAGUUAUCCCCCUCUCGGUCUCGCUCUGUCUCUGUUUGUCUGGCUUUUUAGGGGCCAGCAGAACAGACAGGAGGCCAGACACUGCUCCAGCUGACCAUAGGGAACCCAGAGCUCUUCCCUGAAAGGGAGAUCAUAGCCACAGACAGAUCUGUAGACGUACAGGUCUAUCUAUGGCUACUGUAUGUUCUAAUCAUUGACUGGUUCUGAUGCUUGUUCACUUCUUCUGCAGUUUGAGGGCAGGAAGUACUGCGAGCAUGACUUCCAGAUGCUGUUUGCUCCCUGCUGCCACCAGUGUGGUGAGUACAGCAACUGCACCUACACAGCAGCAUUAUCAACACUGGUGGUGUUGUCUGAAGCUUAAGGUCAUAUUUGGGCUCCUUUAACCCUGCUUCCCUCACUUUGAGCCCUAGGCACAACUGUGUAGACUUCUAUCGCCAAUUGCUUUCAUGGGCCAAGAGUUUUUUCUUUAGUUAUUUCUCUCUAUAUUAACAGGUGGAUAUGUGUGUUCACGGGGGAUGUUAUAUUGUUGCCAGUGUGUUGUCCCUGACCACCUCCUCCUCCUCCCAGGGGAGUUUAUCAUUGGUCGUGUGAUCAAGGCGAUGAACAACAGCUGGCACCCUGACUGUUUCUGCUGUGACCUCUGCCAGGCUGUGCUUGCUGACGUGGGCUUCGUCAAGAACGCCGGCAGGUCAGUCCAGAGACCUGGACUGGAUCACUGAUCAGCCAUUGCUGAUUUAACACCAUGGGAUAGGGGACAGCAACUUUUCCGCUGCAUAGCUUUUAUAAAGCAAAGAGAAAUCCCACACACUGUUAACACCCUCCCGUAAUUUUAAUGUAGCAACAUUAUUUCAGCCUCUGGGUCAGGCUGAGCUCUCUUUACUAACAUGUAUCUCUCUCCCUCAGACACUUGUGUCGCCCGUGUCAUAACCGUGAGAAAGCCCGUGGUCUGGGGAAGUACAUCUGUCAGAAGUGCCACGCCAUCAUCGAGGAGCAGCCGCUGCUGUUCAAGAACGACCCCUACCACCCCGACCACUUCAACUGCAACAACUGCGGGUACACAUGCAAGAAAUCUAGAAAGAACUCCACAAACCCUAUAUACAACUACUACACAACCAAAACACAAUAUUUAUACAACCUGCAUUCAACCUAAACCCAAUCACUACUAAAUCACCACACAAACGUCACACACCCUCUACAUAAACCUAGUGGUCUAUAUUCAACCACUGCCAAAUCUUUACUCAACUUCUACACAACCGCUAUGCAACCUAUACAUGUACUGUAGCUUAGAGUUCAGGUGGGCCUUCGCUUCAGCAAACAAAGGACAGGAGGGGUGCUCAACAACAAUGACAACAAUCAUGAGAAGGGCUUACCAAGAAAAACUUCCCAAAAGACUAAUUUGUGGUAGAAAGGAGUUGGAGCACUCAACAAAAAAAUAUGUAUUUAUUUUAGCUCACCUUAGUCCAUUGUACAGGAUGGAACAAGUGACUGAAAUUCCGAUGUCAAGCUGAGGUCUUCCUCAGAGUGACCUGACUAUUGUACUUAGGUCCUAUUUAUAGUCCCAUUGAGACACAACAAUGUAAGAAAAUAAUAAUUCUGAUAUGUUUCAAGGUAAAUGGCAAAUUAUAGCACAAAAUACUAAUAAUAAGAAAAAUAAUGUCUCGUUAAUCAAUAGGCCAUGUCAAAAUAUACAUAGAUGAUAUUUGGGUGUCUGUGAAUUUGGAGAAAAAGAGACCCCAAAAAAUCAAGGCAACAACAUUAGAGAAACGAUGACAGUGAAAAACCAUCUUAGCCCCUUAGGAUCCACAGUGUCUAAGGAGUACUGCCAGAAUGCCUCUGUUUUAGUUUACAUAUGAUGUCACCUCCUCUUGGUGAAAUUUGGAAGUGUUCUGUGUGGUGCAUACCUUGGAUUUAUCGAAUGUAUGCGUCAAACUGUAUGCGUAGACGGCUUUACAGAAAUGGCAGCAGAAGGUGAACUUUUGUUGCACACAUAUCCAGAUGAUGCUGCUUACUAUUUUGCGUGCAAUAACACUAUCGGUGUUAUCAAGACAUUACACCUCGAUCUGACCGACAGUAUUAUUGCGUUUUGAUACAACUGAAGUACAUUCAUUUUCAAUGUAACACUGCGUUUGUCUUGCAACAUUGCGUUGCAGAGGCAGUUGCAGUGCUUUCUGUGUGGUGCAUCUGUUGGAUUUAUCCAAUGUAUUCAUGAAAUUGUAUGCUAGACUUGACAGAAAUAGUAGCAAAAUGUGAAUGUUGAACUUUUGUUUCACAUAUGUCCAGUAACAAUUUUGAUGCAAUGGUACUGUCGGUCUGAUCGAAGCGUUAUGUUCUGCAAUUAUGCAUUUCAAUUCUUGUUUAGUUUGACCAACAUAAGCAGCCCUGCAGAUGCAUUUGAGCAUGUAUAUGACAUUUGUGGUGUUACAAUUAAGGAAGCUUUGGAUUUUGUAUUCUUUACCUGUUCUGGGGUGGUAAAAAACGUUAGUAUUGGUCGUGUUGUCACAAUGUACAUAUCUUUACAGGAAUAACCAUUUGUUUUCCAAACAAUGUUUUCCCGCGAUUGUAUUUUGAAAUAAUACGAUAUGCCUGGCUGGGCCUGUAGGCUACUACUGACAGUCGCAACUCAACGAUCAUGUAUUUGGCGCACGCAGCCUUUCCUUCCGACUGCAUUCCGACUGCAAGCAAUGCUCAUGAUCCUUUGUGGCCAAAUCAUGCUUUAGUAGCCUACUUUGAAUGAUUUUAUUUAUUUCUGUAUAGACAGGAGUAGGCUAAUUAGGCUAUAUAAUUUUGGAAAUUAAAUUAAAUGUUCUUUAGGGAAAGCUUGCCCUAGCCUUAUGGACACACCGCCUAUGCUCCCAUCGCUGUACCCCGAAUCUGUUUGGUAGAAACUGCCUGCAUAUUGGAAGUAAUUUGAUGUGAGGGCUUUUUCAGUGAGAGACAGAAUGAAGUUAGAUGGAGGUAAGAUACCCUCCAGUCUAGUGUUGAGAUAGCGAGAGAGCGCUCAUAGGCCUACGGAGGGACUGAACGUCAAGUGUAACCAAUAUGCUUUCGGUGUCGCAUCUAUUGAUUAUCUUAAGCACAUCCCUGGUAUCUCCUAAAAAGGCUGCCAAUGCUGGCACAAAUUUAGAGAUGAAGAAAUCAACAUACUGAGAUAGGGGUUCAAUAGGUCUACUGUUGCCUGACACUAUGGGACGUAAAGGAGGUUUUUCCAUACUUUUGUGUAUUUUCGGUAAGCCAUAAUAAACUGGACAGGCUGGGUGUGACGUAAUGAGAAAAUCCUUCUCUCUUUGCCGGAUCCAAUCCUCUGAAAGAGCGUUAUCAAUGAAGCUAUCUACACUGCUCAAAAAAAUAAAGGGAACACUUAAACAACACAAUGUAACUCCAAGUCAAUCACACUUCUGUGAAAUCAAACUGUCCACUUAGGAAGCAACACUGAUUGACAAUACAUUUCACAUGCUGUUGUGCAAAUGGAAUAGACAACAGGUGGAAAUUAUAGGCAAUUAGCAAGACACCCCCGAUAAAGAAGUGGUUCUGCAGGUGGUGACCACAGACCACUUCUCAGUUCCUAUGCUUCCUGGCUGAUGUUUUGGUCACUUUUGAAUGCUGGCGGUGCUUUCACUCUAGUGGUAGCAUGAGACGGAGUCUACAACCCACACAAGUGUCUCAGGUAGUGCAGCUCAUCCAGGAUGGCACAUCAAUGCGAGCUGUGGCAAGAAGGUUUGCUGUGUCUGUCAGCGUAGUGUCCAGAGCAUGGAGGCGCUACCAGGAGACAGGCCAGUACAUCAGGAGACGUAGAGGAGGCCGUAGGAGGGCAACAACCCAGCAGCAGGACCGCUACCUCCGCCUUUGUGCAAGGAGGAGCAGGAGGAGCACUGCCAGAGCCCUGCAAAAUGACCUCCAGCAGGCCACAAAUGUGCAUGUGUCUGCUCAAAUGGUCAGAAACAGACUCCAUGAGGGUGGUAUGAGGGCCCGACAUCCACAGGUGGGGGUUGUGCUUACAGCCCAACACCGUGCAGGACGUUUGGCAUUUGCCAGAGAACACCAAGAUUGGCAAAUUCGCCACUGGCGCCCUGUGCUCUUCACAGAUGAAAGCAGGUUCACACUGAGCACAUGUGACAGACGUGACAGAGUCUGGAGACGCCGUGGAGAACGUUCUGCUGCCUGCAACAUCCUCCAGCAUGACCGGUUUGGCGGUGGGUCAGUCAUGGUGUGGGGUGGCAUUUCUUUGGGGGGCCGCACAGCCCUCCAUGUGCUCGCCAGAGGUAGCCUGACUGCCAUUAGGUACCGAGAUGAGAUCCUCAGACCCCUUGUGAGACCAUAUGCUGGUGCGGUUGGCCCUGGGUUCCUCCUAAUGCAAGACAAUGCUAGACCUCAUGUGGCUGGAGUGUGUCAGCAGUUCCUGCAAGAGGAAGGCAUUGAUGCUAUGGACUGGCCCGCCCGUUCCCCAGACCUGAAUCCAAUUGAGCACAUCUGGGACAUCAUGUCUCGCUCCAUCCACCAACGCCACGUUGCACCACAGACUGUCCAGGAAUUGGCGGAUGCUUUAGUCCAGGUCUGGGAGGAGUUCCCUCAGGAGACCAUCCGCCACCUCAUCAGGAGCAUGCCCAGGCGUUGUAGGGAGGUCAUACAGGCACGUGGAGGCCACACACACUACUGAGCCUCAUUUUGACUUGUUUUAAGGACAUUACAUCAAAGUUGGAUCAGCCUGUAGUGUGGUUUUCCACUUUAAUUUUGAGGGUGACUCCAAAUCCAGACCUCCAUGGGUUGAUACAUUUGAUUUCCAUUGAUCAUUUUUGUGUGAUUUUGUUGUCAGCACAUUCAACUAUGUAAAGAAAAAAGUAUUUAAUAAGAUUAUUUCAUUCAUUCAGAUCUAGGAUGUGUUGUUUAAGUGUUCCCUUUAUUUUUUUGAGCAGUGUAUAUCCUUUUUAUUCUGUCUGUGGGGUUGGAACGGAGAGGGACAUAACACUUAGUACGGCGGGGAAAAGUAUGAAAAUGUAUGCACUCACUACUGUAAGUCGCUCUAGAUAAGAGAGUCUGCUAAAUAACGUAAAUGUAAAUUAGUGUCAGAGUUGAGCAUAGACCUCACUAUCAUAUUGUUCCCUGCUUAAUAUCACAAUAGACCCUCCCUUAUCAGCAUUUUUUAUCACAAUAUCUGGAUUGUCUUUCAGUUCCUUCAAAGCAUUUUGUUAAUCAUUAAUGAGAUUAGCUUCUUGUUUAGGAGUAUUGUGGGCCAGUUUAGGAAAAUCAUGUUCUAUCAGCCUGCUGUAGGUGAGAACAGAGGGACUCUUUUUGAAAGUCUUUUGUUCUCUCAUAUCAGAAAUACCAGAUGCAUUAUAGUUUCUAAACACUGCAUUGCCAUUCUAAACACGGCUGCUAUUCGUAAUAAAAACACGGACUAUGCUAUUGCGCGCCACUGCAUAGAAGCCAACCAUGGCCCAUCUUCCUCCCUGGGCUUUGUAGCCAUAAACACAUCCACAUUUCACCAAGAGGAGGUGGCAUCGUACGUAAACUAAAACAAAGAGGAAUUCUGGCAAUACUCCUUAGACACUGUGGAUCCUAAGGGUCUAAACAAUGAUUUUUCACUGUCAUCGUUUCUGUUGUUGCCUUGAUUUUUUGGGGUCUCUGUGUCUCCAGAUUCACAGACACCCAAAUAUCAUCUAUGUAUAUUUUGACUUGGCCUAUUGACUAACGAGAUACACUAUUUCUGUUAUUAAUUAAUAUUAUUUUGUGUUAUAAUUUGCCAUUUACCUUGAAACAUAUCAUUAUUAUUUUCUUACAUUGUGUCUCAAUGGGCCACUAGGCUAUACAUUGGAGCUAAGUACAAUGGUCAGGUCAUUUUGAGAAAGACAUCAGCUUGAUGUCAAAACAUCAGUCACCUGUCUGCAUCCUGUACAAUGGAUUAGUGAGCUAAAAUAAAUAAAUCUCUGCUUUUUUUGUUGAGUGCUCCAAGACCUUUCUACCUCGAAUUAGUCCUUUUGGAAGUUUUUCUUGGUAAGCCCUUCUCAUGGACUGUAUAGCCUGUCAGUGGUAAUAAUAAUAAUAAUAAUAUGCCAUUUAGCAGACGCUUUUAUCCAAAGCGACUUACAGUCAUGCGUGCAUAAAUUUUUGUGUAUGGGUGGUCCCGGGGAUCGAACCCACUACCUUGGCGUUACAAGCGCCGUGCUCUACCAGCUAAGCUACAGAGGACCACUGAAAGUGGUAGACACUGAAAUCCUGUAAUACAAUUAGCCAUCUCUACAUAGAGGUGCUAUAGGCAGGGUAUGUUCUCUGUAGCAGGAUGGGACUCCUCAAGGUUGGGUUUAGUAGAGUUUCCCUCUGUACAAGUCAGCCAAAUGAGAGAAGAGAGGGAGGAGGAGGAAGAGAGUAGGGAGAGAGGGACUGACGAUAGAAUAAUGAUUAUCGCAGUAGCUCUUUUAGAUGACAGUUAAAAGCAGUUGAGAGGCACCUCCAACCUAACCAAACCUUUCCCGUAAGACUGCCUGUCCUUAAACAAACCUACAGUUGUCAGCCUGUCCUUGAGUUAGAUGUUGUGAUGAUGAAUAUUCAUUCAGGAAGUAUGCAGACAACUCAUUCCUCUAUGUAACACUGCCACUUGUUUUGUGUUGUGAAUACAGUAGAGUUAUUAUCCCCUAAUAAGGUAGAACUCACCAAGACCAGGAAGCACACUGUUGGCAGGAUGCUAAACAAAACAAGCUCACCCAGCAUCACACACACACCAGAGAACACCACUUUAGACAAGGAGCUGACUCAGUGAUGACUCAUACUAACACAUUUUCAUACACUCUAAAAAAUAAAAGGUUCCUGGAGGAUCCUUUAGGGGUUAUUUGAAGUGAAACUGUGGGGGAACCCCUAUAAGUUCUUUGAAGAACCCUUUAAAGGGUUUUUCAAAUAACCCCUUUUAAUGGAUCCUCAAAGAACCUUUUGAAGAACCUUUUGGGGUUCAUUUUUGAACUACCCCCCUCCCCCCUCCCCUGUUAUUAUUAUUAUUAGUGACAUAUACAGUGGGGGAAAAAAGUAUUUAGUCAGCCACCAAUUGUGCAAGUUCUCCCACUUAAAAAGAUGAGAGAGGCCUGUAAUUUUCAUCAUAGGUACACGUCAACUAUGACAGACAAACUGAGAUUUUUUUUUCCAGAAAAUCACAUUGUAGGAUUUUGUAAUGAAUUUAUUUGCAAAUUAUGGUGGAAAAUAAGUAUUUGGUCAAUAACAAAAGUUUCUCAAUACUUUGUUAUAUACCCUUUGUUGGCAAUGACACAGGUCAAACGUUUUCUGUAAGUCUUCACAAGGUUUUCACACACUGUUGCUGGUAUUUUGGCCCAUUCCUCCAUGCAGAUCUCCUCUAGAGCAGUGAUGUUUUGGGGCUGUCGCUGGGCAACACGGACUUUCCACUCCCUCCAAAGAUUUUCUAUGGGGUUGAGAUCUGGAGACUGGCUAGGCCACUCCAGGACCUUGAAAUGCUUCUUACGAAGCCACUCCUUCGUUGCCCGGGCGGUGUGUUUGGGAUCAUUGUCAUGCUGAAAGACCCAGCCACGUUUCAUCUUCAAUGCCCUUGCUGAUGGAAGGAGGUUUUCACUCAAAAUCUCACGAUACAUGGCCCCAUUCAUUCUUUCCUUUACACGGAUCAGUCGUCCUGGUCCCUUUGCAGAAAAACAGCCCCAAAGCAUGUUGUUUCCACCCCCAUGCUUCACAGUAGAUAUGGUGUUCUUUGGAUGCAACUCAGCAUUCUUUGUCCUCCAAACACGACGAGUUGAGUUUUUACCAAAAAGUUCUAUUUUGGUUUCAUCUGACCAUAUGACAUUCUCCCAAUCCUCUUCUGGAUCAUCCAAAUGCACUCUAGCAAACUUCAGACGGGCCUGGACAUGUACUGGCUUAAGCAGGGGGACACGUCUGGCACUGCAGGAUUUGAGUCCCUGGCGGCGUAGUGUGUUACUGAUGGUAGGCUUUGUUACUUUGGUCCCAGCUCUCUGCAGGUCAUUCACUAGGUCCCCCGUGUGGUUCUGGGAUUUUUGCUCACCGUUCUUGUGAUCAUUUUGACCCCAUGGGUUGAGAUCUUGCAGGGAGCCCCAGAUCGAGGGAGAUUAUCAGUGGUCUUGUAUGUCUUCCAUUUCCUAAUAAUUGCUCCCACAGUUGAUUUCUUCAAACCAAGCUGCUUACCUAUUGUAGAUUCAGUCUUCCCAGCCUGGUGCAGGUCUACAAUUUUGUUUCUGGUGUCCUUUGACAGCUCUUUGGUCUUGGCCAUAGUGGAGCUUGGAGUGUGACUGUUUGAGGUUGUGGACAGGUGUCUUUUAUACUGAUAACAAGUUCAAACAGGUGCCAUUAAUACAGGUAACGAGUGGAGGACAGAGGAGCCUCUUAAAGAAGAAGUUACAGGUCUGUGAGAGCCAGAAAUCUUGCUUGUUUGUAGGUGACCAAAUACUUAUUUUCCACCAUAAUUUGCAAAUAAAUUCAUUAAAAAUCCUACAAUGUGAUUUUCUGGAGAAAAAAAAAAUAAUUCUCUCAAUUUGUCUGUCAUAGUUGACGUGUACCUAUGAUGAAAAUUACAGGCCUCUCUCAUCUUUUUAAGUGGGAGAACUUGCACAAUUGGUGGCUGAUUAAAUACUUUUUUCCCCCACUGUAUAUGCAUAACAAUAACAACAAUAACACAAUAUUUUAGUUCUCAGUGUUUAUUAUGAUUUUAGUGGCAAAGCAGAAUAAAAAAAUCCAAAGAUGAGGUAAACUCCCAGCAGAGCCCCAAGUCCAAUGGGUAUAUCCUCUGGCGUGUUGAUGUUCUCCGUAUCCAUAGCCAGAAUGAUUUUGCAGUGCAUGGUGAUCGAACAGGUUUCCUGUUAUAUUCAUCAGAGGUGUAGGGAGGGUGAAGUAUGUGAAUCCCCAAAAAAUGUAUUAUACAGAUGAUUAACAAAACAUGCACACUACAGUAUUCAUACCUUGGUUUUUGUGGUGAAUGUGAAUGAAAAAAACUGUUUUGAUAAUGGUUAUCAUACACAUACCUUGUCCAUAAUGUAGAGACCUAUGAUAUUUUCAUUGAAGAGGUAAGGGAGGAGGAUGGUACAUGUGAUCUGUAUAACAUACCAAUACCAAUUGACAUACCUUUGUAUGCCUCCUCACAGACACAAAAGUGAGCAGUUCAGUCAUCUGCACCCAAUACAGAUAGCCUUCAACAUAUUCUUAUAGAAUACAUAUUCUUACUUCUUUGUUGAUUGAUAUCCAUUCAUUUGUGCACAAAUAUGAAAAGAUAUAUGGUAUCAGCAUAAAACAAUAUCAAUUUAGAUCGUACAAGGGACAAAUAUUUACAUUUUUCAGUUAAGUGCCUGCACCUGCUAUCCUUUCAAAUUCAAAUCCAAAUGUUUCAGUUGGGCAGUUAGGUUCCCACAAGAACCCCCACCAACUAAGGAGGUUCCUCGAUGAACCCCACCUCCUAUGGGGGUUUUGGAAGAACCUUUUGGGGGCAAUUGUCAGUGCCAAUAACCUAAGGUUCUUCAAAGAACUUUGAGGAACUUAGAAGAAUCCUUGUUGAACCCCUAAUUUUUAGAGUGUAUCACAGAUACAGAUGAGAGGUGUGGUCAGCAUUCCACUGCUCCAGUCCUCAUGGGCUGCAGUAUCUACUUUAUAUUUCUUACUUCUAAUAUGCAUCUAAUUCAGAACACAAUAGCCACCACCCCACUAACAGCUGUUGUUGAUGCGCGUAAGGUUUGUCCCUCCUCUCCCCCCCGUAGCAAGGAGCUGACGGCUGAUGCCAGGGAGCUGAAGGGAGAGCUGUACUGCCUGCCCUGCCAUGACAAGAUGGGCGUUCCCAUAUGUGGCGCCUGCAGGAGACCCAUCGAGGGCCGCGUGGUCAAUGCCAUGGGCAAGCAGUGGCACGUCGAGGUAUGAUGACAUCCCUUAUUCAAUAUGGACCUGUUCAGGAGGUUGCAAUGUUAUGGAACAUUCAGAUAAAAAUGUAUUGUAUAUGAUUAUGGUAUUUUGUAGCCAGUGAUUAUUACAAUAUUAUUAUUAUUAUUAUUAUUACAUUAUGAUCUUAGGUAUGUACUGCUUUGUCUGUCUGUCGCUGAACAACUAUUAUUUCCUAUUAUACAACAGGUGGUUUGGAAUUCCCCAUUGUUAGAACAUCACAGUAGAAAUGUAUUCAAGGGAGUUUGUAUGUGGGAUGGAUUUUAUACUAGCCUCCUCGGUUCUGUUUCUACCCUGCCCUCAUAUCAUCUCUGUGGCCAUGUUUGGACUAUCUCAGAAUGGAGGACAUCCUUCUUCUUUCUUUCCCUCUUACAUUCCUCUGUUCAUAUCUAUGCUGCCUUCUUUCCUCUCUACCCCCCCCCCCCCCCCGUAACACCAUGUAUGUGCUCUGUGUGAGCGUCCGUUUCAGAGCCACCCAUAUUACGAGUGUGGGGACCACGCCUACUGUGAAAAUCACUUUAACAUGGUGUGGGGUUAGUUAGGGUGACUGAUGGGAGACCCUUCCUGGCUGCAUUCUGUCCUGCGCUCUGUCUGGUCUGUGCUGCAUUCUGCCCCCUGGUGGACCUCCCUGGUACUCACCCCUCACAGACAAACAAGGCUCCUCCUGUUUCUGUCUGUCUGUCUGUCUGUAGGGGUGAGUGCUUCCACAGGGGGCCGCUCCUGCCCUGCUGCUGUCCUCUGAACCCACUAAUCUCAGACGGGACUGGACUGGUCUGGUCUGACUCUUAAUAGGUCGGAAAUAAACUAGACCGAUAUGGAUUAAACUGACCUGUGCUGGUCUGUUUGUACUAACCUGUUGUGUGGGGCCAUGUUGUGUGUGUUUGCAGCAUUUUGUGUGUGCUAAGUGUGAGAAGCCCUUCCUGGGCCAUCGCCACUACGAACGCAAAGGACUGGCCUACUGUGAGACUCACUACAACCAGGUAACGUAGGACCAGGCAGGCUGCACACACAGCCCAAGGGAAGAGAAGUCACACAAUCACAUCUCUACUUAGUAACUCAAUCCAAUCCAGGCACUGUAUUUUAUUUAUCUUUAAGCAAGCAUCUUGCUGUAUAUAAUGUGAAUGUGACCUCCAGUCUUGGCUAGUUUUAUGGGACCAUCUACUGGUGGAAGUACAAAUGUAGCAACAAAUGAAGACUUUGUGAAGUGAAUUGCAUGGCCCUUGUCUUGAAGAAUACAGUAAAGAGUAAAGAAAAUGUAAUAUGUAAAGUGAAUUGAGCGCCUGGCUAUUGACUCUCUCUCCUCUCCUACAGCUCUUUGGAGAUGUCUGCUACCACUGCAACCGUGUCAUUGAGGGUGAUGGUAAGAUAUUAUCACCUAACAUCAUAUACAGUAAAACAAAUAUUUAAUAUGUCAGAUUUGUCUUAUAAACGACUUAUAGCCUGGAAACCAGAAUGUCUCUGCUUUAGCCAUGUUGUCAUUGUCUUGUCAGGUACCCCGGCUAAUGUACUUGAUGUGUUUGUGUUGUGUGUUCCAGUGGUUUCAGCCCUGAACAAGGCAUGGUGUGUCAACUGCUUCGCCUGUUCCACCUGCAACACCAAGCUCACCCUCAAGUAAGUCUGACUGAGUGCUGUGUGCUGACACAUUGAAAUGAGGCUAGACUAUCUUUGGGAGUGUAGAUUUCAAUUCAAUUGAAACCUUUCUUUCUGCUCUGUGCCCACCUGAAGCAAUUGCUCUGUCCUCUUCUGUCUCUCAUAUGUCUCUACUGCUUUACCUGUUCCACUGUACCUGUGACUACCUGAUCUAUUUUCCAGCUUUUCCAUCUACCUGUGUCAUCCCUUUCUCUCUGUCCCUCUCUUUCACAUGUCCCUGUUUGUCUGUCCAUAUCCUCCUCCUCCCUCCUCUUUCUUCCUCUCUUCCUCCUCUUUCCUGGUCGUACCAGGGAUAAGUUUGUAGAGGUGGAGCUGAAGCCUGUGUGUAAACACUGCUACAAGCGCCUGCCAGACGACAUGAAGCGGCGUCUUGCCAAACGAGAAAAAGAAAAGAAGAAGAAAGUGCCCAUGUGUCUGUAAACCUCUGUCCUUCCUUUCUCCUCACUUCCACUUUCCAUUCAUUGGUUAGUUUUCAUCUCCUUUCAUUCUCUUUUUCCUGUGUUGUGCUUUUACUAUCUAUGUAUCUUUCAUCCGUCCACUCUGACAAGUCAGUUAAAGGAGGGUUUUAGACACAGAAAUAAAAUAUCUGUUAAACAUAAACUAUGAACCAUGCAUUUUUUAUUACAUCACAUUCAACAUCACUGUACUUUAUCAGUUUUAGAGUAUGAGCAAUCAACGGAAGUAGAGAUUAGCUAUAGAUCAUAAAUAAUGAUUAAUAACCUGUACAGAUUGAUAAUUGGCCUAAACUGUUAUUUGCAUCAGUGCCAGUGUUUCCCACGCAAUGUUGACCAUAUUUAGGAUCUCCGCAGGAAAUGGUUACUCAAUAUGGCCAUUCCUCAGCCAGACACACUUAGGGGAUUAACAUAAUAAUUCAGCUCUGUAAUAAUCCUGCAAUAAUCCGAACAGAAGUCCUUUUCUCUCCGAUCAGAUGGUUGAGGCUAGAGGCAUGUAGUAGGUAGUGUGUAUUUCGUCAGAUCAGUCAGAGUGUAAAGAGAAGGCUUUGUUCACCAGAUCCUGGUUUGUUUAUGGGUAAAACACUAAUCGUUUCCUGUCUCUGUGUACUGGCUGGACUGGAUGUCAGAUGUUUUAAAGGUCCCGAUGUGGUUAACAUGUGCUCUCCAUGUGGCCUCCCUGCUAAAGCCUAAACACUGUAGAGAUUAAUCUGCUCAAAGGACCUCUUUCCAGGAGCAGGAGGUAGAGGGGGAACCAUGAGGGAGAGGGAGCUGCAGGGAAUAGAAGGGGGGGGGCAGGAGAGAGCUGCAGGGAAUAGAAGGGGGGGGGCAGGAGAGAGCUGCAGGGAAUAGAAGGGGGGGCAGGAGAGAGCUGCAGGGAAUAGAAGGGGGGGGCAGGAGAGAGCUGCAGGGAAUAGAAGGGGGGCAGGAGGGUGCUGCAGGGAAUAGAAGGGGGGCAGGAGGGAGCUGCAGGGAAUAGAAGGGGGGCAGGAGAGAGCUGCAGUGAAUAGAGUGGGGGGCAGGAGAGAGCUGCAGGGAAUAGAAGGGGGGCAGGAGGGAGCUGCAGGGAAUAGAAGGGGGGCAGGAGAGAGCUGCAGGGAAUAGAAGGGGGGGCAGGAGGGAGCAGAAAGGGGAGAGAGGGAGCAGGAGGGUAGAGAGGGAGCAGGAGGGUAGAGAGGGAGCAGGAGGGAGAGAGAGGGAGCAUGAGGGUAGAGAGGGAGCAGGAGGGUAGAGAGGGAGCAGAAGGGAUAAAUAAAAGAUAAAUGAAAGUCAGAACCCUGCUCAUACAGAUUGUGUUUUUGUCUCUUCCUUACAGGAACAAGUUUGUGGAGUUUGACAUGAAGCCGGUGUGCAAGAAGUGUUACGAGAAGUUUCCUCUGGAGCUCAAGAAGAGGCUCAAGAAGCUGGCAGAGACCGUGGGCCGGAAGUAG